Molecule: messenger RNA, 1575 nt
Organism: Alternaria burnsii
Lineage: Eukaryota; Fungi; Ascomycota; Dothideomycetes; Pleosporales; Pleosporaceae
Product: glutamate decarboxylase
Exons: 10
Coding region: 1-1575 (524 amino acids)
Biological process (GO): L-glutamate catabolic process
Cellular component (GO): cytosol
Molecular function (GO): pyridoxal phosphate binding; glutamate decarboxylase activity
Source: RefSeq, a predicted model, not a curated record
AUGGUUCACAUCAAUCGGGUCGCGACUCACAAGGAGAUCUCUGAGGAGAAGGCUGAAUUUGAAGCUAUUGAUGCUACCACCUCCAUCAACCUGACUCCGGAUGAUGAGGCAGACGACUACACUGCCACAGUGUACGGUAGCAAGUAUGCUGCUGAAGACCUCCCGAGACAUGAGAUGCCCGACCGGGAGAUGCCUCCUCAUGUCGCCUACCGUAUGAUCAAAGAUGACCUCACGCUCGACGGCACCCCAACGCUAAACUUGGCUUCAUUCGUAACAACCUACAUGGAAGAAGAGGCUGAGAAACUUAUGGUCGAUGCCUUUUCCAAGAACUUCAUCGAUUACGAAGAGUACCCCGUCAGCGCCGAUAUUCAGAACCGAUGUGUUUCGAUGAUCGCGAGACUUUUCAACGCACCUUGUGAUCCAGAAGCGAACACGAUCGGUACAUCUACUAUUGGAUCUUCAGAGGCUAUCAUGCUGGGAGUUUUGGCCCAAAAGAAGCUUUGGCAAAAUAAGCGCAAGGCUGAGGGCAAGCCCUAUGAUAAGCCUAACAUGAUCAUGAACUCGGCCGUACAAGUUUGCUGGGAGAAAGCAUGCCGAUACUUCGACGUCGAGGAGAGAUAUGUGUACUGCACGACUGAACGCUACGUGAUGGACCCCAAGGAAUGCGUGGACCUCGUUGAUGAGAACACCAUUGGAAUUUGCGCCAUUCUAGGAACGACAUACACCGGUGAAUACGAAGAUAUAAAAGCCAUCAACGACCUCCUUGUUGAACGCAACAUUGAUGUUGAUAUCCACGUCGAUGCUGCAUCUGGUGGUUUCGUUGCUCCCUUCGUUAACCCCGGUCUGCUCUGGGACUUCCGUCUUCCCAAAGUCACGUCCAUCAACGUCUCCGGACACAAGUACGGACUCGUAUACCCUGGUGUUGGUUGGGUUGUAUGGCGCGACCCCAAGUACCUGCCCCAGGAACUCGUCUUCAACAUCAACUACCUCGGUGCCGAUCAGGCAUCUUUUACCCUCAACUUCUCCCGCGGAGCUUCUCAGAUCAUCGGACAGUACUACCAGCUAAUCCGGCUGGGUAAGCGCGGAUACAGAAAGAUUAUGCUGAACUUGACACGCACUGCCGAUUAUCUAGCAGCGAACCUGGAAGCACUAGGCUUUAUUAUCAUGAGCCAGAGGAGUGGCGCUGGUCUUCCUCUCGUUGCUUGCAGAAUCGACGAAGACCUUGGAAAGCAGUACGACGAGUUCGCCAUCGCUCAUCAACUCCGUGAGCGCGGUUGGGUUGUCCCAGCCUACACCAUGGCGCCUCACUCUGAGAAGAUGAAGAUGCUGCGUGUAGUCGUACGCGAAGACUUCACCAAGUCUCGUUGUGACGCACUGCUCGCUGACUUCAAGCUUGCGCUACAGACGCUGGACAAGCUUGAUGCGAAGAAGAUUGAGGAGCACAGGCAGCAUGCAUUCGCCAUGCGUCGUCGCUCAACCAUCGUCAGUCCCAUCUAUAAGAAGAAGACGACAGACCACUUCGACGACGACCACAGUCUGCAGGGCAAGACUGGCAAGACACAUGCUGUCUGCUAA